UGGCUACUCGCUGUUGAGGCGACAUCGAAGAAAAACUGUUUGAAAGAUAUUAGAUGAAUAUUUGAAGAUGGGAAGAAAAAGAAAACGGUCCAGGAACUUCAGAAGCCAGAUGGGGAAGAGCAAGCGUUCCGACACAUAUGAUCCAGGCAUUGUCAAUGAAGCAAGUGCUAUGUUCAACAAGCGUUUCACAUUUGACUCUCCCGAAGAACAAAGAUGGAGUUUACCAGGUGUCGAAAAAAUUUACAGUGAUGAGGACGAGAUUUACGAUGUUCUUCAACAAUUGAAAUGUGAACUGAACUUAACAAAAUCUGAACUGAGCGACAAAGAUAUAGAGAAGUGGCACUCCCACACGAUGUUCACCAACAAAGCAGGUAGAGUUGUCCCACAGAUCAGAUCUGAAUUCAAUCUUGAGUUGUGUACCCAGGCUUGGUGCAAGUUCCAUGAGAUUCUGGCCACGUUUGAUAUUAUACGUGAUAACAAACUUAACACUGUCCAUCUAUGUGAGGCCCCAGGGGCGUUUGUAACCAGUCUUAACCAUUACAUUAAAACCAAUAACCCUGACACUGAAUGGAACUGGUUGGCAACGACUCUGAACCCAUACUAUGAAGACCAUUCACUGAGUAACAUGAUUCCUGAUGACAGGUUUAUUUAUCAAACUAUCAACAAUUGGUACUUUGGCGAAGACAACACUGGUGAUAUAAUGGAUGUACGUCUUAUGAAAGGACUUGCCGCAAAAAUUACUGAAAAAUUGGGAACUGUGCACCUGAUAACAGCAGAUGGAAGCAUCGAUUGUCAAUGUGACCCAGCGGAGCAAGAGAUGUUAGUUUACCAGUUGCACUAUUGUGAAAUAAUUACAUCAUUGUAUUGUCUGAGUGAUGGUGGCACACUUGUCAUCAAGAUGUUCACGUUGUACGAGCACAGUUCUGUCGCAAUGAUGUAUUUGUUAAAUUGUGUCUUUGAUAAGGUACACGUGUUCAAACCAGCCACUAGCAAGUCUGGUAAUUCAGAAGUGUAUGUUGUUUGUCUCAACUACAAUGGCAAGCUGUCUUUGCAGAAAUAUUUUCCGGUAUUCUUGAACAAGUUUGGUAGUACAAGACAAAACGAAGCUAUGUUUUCCAAGUGUGACAUUCCAGAAUCCUUUACAUCACAACUAAUUGAGUGUGCUAAGUUAUUCAAAGAUUUUCAAACAGAUACUAUUAAGAACAACAUCCGGCUCUACCAGAAUAUGAGUGAUGAGGAGAAAAGCCAUAUAGAACAAGUUAGAAACUGUUGUCUGGGAAUGUAUGUGGAACGUUUUGGUAUUAAGCCAAUAUCUGUGGAAGACAGAAUAUGUCCUGAUUUAUACAAGGAGGAGUAUAACAUGAGAUAUUUUGUGAUGACAAGUAUGAAGACUCACUAUACUGGUUCCUAUAAUGACAGACGUGAUACAGAAAACUGGUGGAGAUCAAUGGAUCAUCAGGUGAAUCAAUGGAUUCUACAGGAAAAUCAAGUUUUUCAUUUCAAACAUGAGACAUCACCAGAUAAUAAUAUGCUCUCAAAACUGGAAAUUCUGAAAGGAAAACCAAUACAAGAAAUACACAGCUCCAGAUUCUGCCAUCCUAAAUUGUUGGAAAACUUAAAUAAAGUUCAGGAUACAGCUCAGAUUUUCAAGCCAGAAAAUAAAGGGGCCAUGGUGGAACUGUUGUCAAGUUGUGAUGAAAAGAAAGAAGGAAAUAUUUUUCAGAUUGUACAAUUUGAAGUAGAAAAUGUCAUGCAUAAAUUCCAAGAGUCUACUAUAGAGUGUAUUGCACUGUGUUCCAAGCAAUUACUUGAUUGGUUGCUAUCAGAAGACUGCACUAAAAAUCAAUUGACAGUGAUUAAUCCAUUUGAGAAAGACCAGGAAGUAGGCGAAUCUGAUGUCAAAGUUAAUCCUUUCUCACUUCUAAGAUUUUGUUCCAAUUGUGAUGGGCCAUGUGUACAGCUUGUUAUCAUAUGCUACAAUAGUAAUGAGAAGGGACACUCGUGUAUGGAGCUAGAAACUAAAAACAAUUUACUGAUUUAUAUUCUCACUGCUUUGAAGACUCUGAAUGGUGGUGGAACUCUCAUUAUCAAAACCAGUACAUUUCUAACACGAUUCUCAACUGGGCUAUUGUAUAUACUUUUAGCAAGUUUUCAAAAGGUUAAAGUACAUGUUCUGUCGUCUUACCCAGCUGAAUGUAUUGUUGUUUGUGAUAAUUACAAUCCAAAUGAUGAAUUCACUCAGGAUUUACUUACUCAUUCUGAAGAUAUUAUAAAACAAAAAGCAAAUAAUGAAGAAAAUUAUGUCUUGGAAAUUUUGCCUAUGAAGUGUUUAUAUGUGCACAGACUCAUUGAAAGCGGUACUCUCUUGAUCCAAGGAAAUUCUUAUCAACAAUGGAUUCUCAAAGAAGGAUUCUCAAUUACUCCAAUGAAACACAUGCAAGUACAGCUACAACUUAAUAUACACAUCUCCAAUGAACAACGACUACGGCAUAAAUUAAAGGAGAAAUCCUAUUAG
Messenger RNA from Saccoglossus kowalevskii, 2515 nucleotides. RefSeq names its product cap-specific mRNA (nucleoside-2'-O-)-methyltransferase 2-like. Gene Ontology annotation, molecular function: methyltransferase cap1 activity. Gene Ontology annotation, cellular component: nucleus; cytoplasm. Gene Ontology annotation, biological process: methylation; 7-methylguanosine mRNA capping. The record is from RefSeq and is a predicted model, not a curated record. NCBI's taxonomy places the organism in Eukaryota, Metazoa, Hemichordata, Enteropneusta, Harrimaniidae.